GUCCGGUUAACAGGAAGAACAAUAAAUGUGGGACAUUCAUUAACAUUUGCAUGUAUACUUAUAUACACGAUCAUCUAAAGAAGGAUUUAUUAGUUAUGUCAAGUGUGGUUAAAAAUGUCAUAUGGAGAUAAAUCAAUGCUGUCCCCUCAACUAAUAGCUUUUAUAUAUGUCUUAGCACUCUCAGCUGUUGUGAUUGCAGAAGUGGUAUUAUCACCAUCAUCACCUGUUGCGCUAGAGAAUAGUUCCCUUACAUUAACAUGUACAUUCACUGGUGAUGAAACCGUAACAAGUUUUAUAUGGAAGAGGGUGAAGACAAAUGAAAGUAGCUUUGCUAUCCUUGGUAUAAUAAUUGCAGAAUGUAAAUCUUUUAUAAUACCGGUAGACACCAGUUUAUAUGAGUACAGUUGUCCUAGUAGUAAACAAUAUACAUGGACAAUUAGGAAAGUAACUAAACAAAAUGAGGGAGACAAAUACCAAUGUGUUGUUGAAAUACUAUUUCCAAAAGUGAUUAACAGCAACUCAGUGGUCAUAUAUAUACAAGUUCAGGUAACUAAUGUAACACUAAAGGACGGCAGCACUUUACUAGCAGGUACACUAGAAGUAACAAAUGGUGUACGUAAAACAUUGACAUGUACAGCAAGUGAAAGUAGACCAACAGCUACUAUCAUCUGGUAUAUUGGAGAUGAUGUAAAGAAAAAGGAGAAUGUUACUCUGUCUACAUUAACAUUUGCUCCGCUUAAUUCCUACCAUAACAAACAAGUUUAUUGUAAAGCUUCACAGACAGCACACCCAGAAGUGUUUUCUAAUAGAAUCACUCUUUAUGUGAAAGGUUACAUUUUUAAUUUUUUCUUUGCCAUUUUAUCAGCUUACAGAUUUUUUAUUUAGAAAAAAACUUGACAGCGAAGAAAUAUCUUCACUAAAUUAUAUAGGUUGAUUUAAAUGUUGAUUCACCUUUCAGUAUAUUUGUA
Molecule: messenger RNA, 968 nt
Organism: Ruditapes philippinarum (Manila clam)
Lineage: Eukaryota; Metazoa; Mollusca; Bivalvia; Venerida; Veneridae
Exons: 3
Coding region: 115-885 (256 amino acids)
Source: RefSeq, a predicted model, not a curated record